UUACGCUGAGAAUUAACAAAAAUAAAGUUCAAAAAUACUGCGGGCAGACGCUAUCUUCUCAGCGAGAUAAUUUACUGAGUAUAAACCUGCAAAUUUAAAACGUUCUCACUGUCUGAAAUAAUGACUGUUAAUACUUACGCUGAAUUGCUGCGCAAAUAUGGCGAAAUCUAUACAAUAACUUAUAAUACACCGCCAACAUAUUUAAGUCGGCUUGUUGGUGCUCGGGAAACAGGCAACAAAAUUAUACUUUUCUACAAAGAAGAUCGCACAGGAGCCGUAACUACCACGCCUACCAAGCUGCGUCCAAGAGUUGAUGCUCGAGCGAACAGUCUUGAUUUGGACUUAACUGGCAGUCCGCUUAAAGAUGAUUGUCUUGUUGAAGCAAUUGGAGAUAUAUCCUUGGACUUGCAGCUGGUCGAUCGGAAUCCCUGGAAGCGCGACGAAGAGUAUCAUCGUGGCGAGAACCCUGAUAUAUUGCGUGCCAUAAUAUGCAGCGAACAGUUUCAACAAAUGGAAGCACUGGGUUCGGUUUGGUUUCUAUGUGACGGUAGUGAUUUUAGUCAAACGCAACUCUUGCAAUAUGAGUUUAAUCCGACGCACUUUUCUCGCGGAGUUCUCAGUUAUGCCGGUGUUCUGCCCGCCUAUAUGUUGAAAUCGCAAUCACUUGUGCAACAGCAUGCUAUGACAGCUGGCAUGGAGCUGAAAACGUAUAUAGAGAACUGCUACCAAGUGAAUCCGCAUAUGAUGCUGCGCUGUAGCUGGUCAACACCGUCGCCUUUGCCGGCACUUACAGAACUCAGAAGCUGCACUGUAUUGCUUAAUUCCACAUUUAGAGUGGGCGACUGCAGUUCAUUGACGGAGGACUUUAUGAAUCAAUUGCGCAUUUUGGUUUACAUACGCGAAGACAUUAUAAGCUUCCACAAUGAUGAACAGUCGGGUGUCAAUCGAGAUCCUAUCUACCGCUGUGGAAGUGGCAUAGACAUAAACGAGCUGCGAGAGUCGAUUACCAAGACAAUGACUGAAGUCUCUGGGUUUAAUGAAGGCUAUGUGGAUGCACAUGCCAAUUGUGACAUUGAGGAGGUGGUGCAGCGUGCUUCACUACGGAGACUCACUGAUCUCACCGACAAGCUCUGGGAGCUGCUAAAAGGUUGUGCAUCAUAUAAGGAUCUAAAAUAUGCUUUUCUAAUGGUCUUUCAAAGCGCACUCCGUUGCAAUGUUGUGAACACGCCUACCAACAAAAAUCGACUGGCGGAAAUAAUUACCAAUUUAGCCAAUAGUCGCUUGGCCAUGCCUUGUCUCAGCGGAGCGGAGCCUUUGGAAUUAUUGCUGGAAAUCGGCUUGGAGAAAAUAUACAAAGACUAUGAGUUUAUAUUUACUGAAAGCAAGCUGUGCAGUCUUAAAGAACUACAUGUGAGUGUCAAUGUGUCAAAUGGUGACUCAAAUGAUGAUCCGCCUGCCAGUGAUCUUUCCAAGUUACGUAAAUCCCUACACAAUGCGGCACGCGGCGACGCCAUUACCAGCUCAGGCAUGCGUAAAACUUUAUUGCAUCCUGGUCAUAAGCAAACUAGUGCUAAAUAUCCCAAUGGUGAUGAUGUGUUUAAAAACAGCAGCUUUGAUGAGCAGGAGAGCGUGCAGCGCAUAUCCAAAUUAUUUCAAAUACAUUGCAUGCUGGAGCAUCUUUUAAUGAUGCAUAUAAAUUUAAACAUACCAAAUGUCUAUGCCGAUGUCUGUGCUCAACUGCUAAAUAGGCAGCCACAUCAGUUGGAAGGCCUUGAUGAUAAGCUCAGCGACACUGUGGACAUUCGAUUGUCAGCACAUUAUGUGGUCGACUAUUUAAAUGAUAAAGAGCCGCAUUCUCGUCAAAUUACUAUGAAAUCUCAAAAUAAAUUGCGUGACAUCAAGACAACAUUUUAUUAUAAUGUGGAGAAUGUAUGUCCACCAGCUUUGGCGCAAUGCUUUCAAAGUGAUGAUAAGGAACUGGUAAAGGAACGCACUUAUCAUGCCUGGAUUUAUCGCAAGAUACGCACGCUAAAAUAAAGCUAAUGCUUAAUUACUUGAAUAUAUUAAACAAAUGUUAUUUGUGCAUAAAAUAUGUUUACAUUGGAAUUAAUUAGAUUUUAACACA
Molecule: messenger RNA, 2125 nt
Organism: Drosophila busckii
Lineage: Eukaryota; Metazoa; Arthropoda; Insecta; Diptera; Drosophilidae
Gene: Zwilch
Product: protein zwilch
Exons: 5
Coding region: 121-2037 (638 amino acids)
Biological process (GO): mitotic spindle assembly checkpoint signaling; protein localization to kinetochore
Cellular component (GO): RZZ complex
Source: RefSeq, a predicted model, not a curated record